Westerdykella ornata is the source of this 1328-nucleotide messenger RNA. RefSeq names its product NAD(P)-binding protein. Gene Ontology annotation, biological process: NADPH regeneration. The coding region runs from base 119 to 1231 and encodes 370 amino acids. Lineage: Eukaryota; Fungi; Ascomycota; Dothideomycetes; Pleosporales; Sporormiaceae. Gene Ontology annotation, molecular function: nucleotide binding; oxidoreductase activity. The transcript is spliced from 4 exons. Gene Ontology annotation, cellular component: cytoplasm. The record is from RefSeq and is a predicted model, not a curated record.
CCCCGCCAUCUUUUAUAUGCGAUGUGGCACGGCAGAUGCACGCCGCCUCUCCGGUUGACAAAGCGCGAACCAGCUUCAAAGAUACUGCUGGUGUGCUUCGAAUUCUGUCUGUCCCAAUAUGACCGAAAGUUCAACUUUGACGGUUCUCAAUGUCGGAAUCAUUGGUUUGGGAGAGCUCGCUCAGGUGUCCCACAUUCAUGUCUUGAACAAUCUCUCCGAAUAUUACCAAAUCACCUACCUCUGCGAUGUGUCGCAGCAGGCGAUCCAACACUGCGUCAAGAAGGUUGCUGGAAGGACGCCUAAAACAACUUCCGAUCCUGAAGAGUUGAUCUCCUCCCCGGAUGUCGACGCUGUGAUCAUCUGCAACGUCAACGCUUUCCAUCCUUCACAGACUAUCCUGGCGCUUCAGCACAACAAGUAUGUGUUUGUCGAGAAGCCGCUUGCCCUAAACUACCGCGAUCUUGAUGCCAUUCUUGCCGCAGAGAAUACCUCAAAGGGGAGAGUGUUCGUAGGAUACCAGAGACGAUAUGCCUCGGCUUUCCUCGAUGCAGUGAAAGAAGUGGGAAGCAUGGAAAAGAUAGAAUACAUACGGGUUCGAGACAUCAUCGGCCACAACAGCUCUUUCGUGAGCCAGUCGGGAAUGUUCCCAAAGAAAUUCACCGACUUCCCGAAAGAUGCGACUGCUGACAUGAAGGCAACCGAGGAAGAGAUGGUGAAGAAAGCCCUCGUUGGCGAAUUUGGAGUCGAAGCAACACCAAGAUCAAUGACUAUAUUCCGGCUUUUCACGGGACUUGGCGUGCAUGACUUCUCCGCUCUCCGGGAGGUAGUUGGCAUGCCCUCCAAAGUUGUCGGUGCCUAUCUUGGGCUGCCUGUUUGGAACGUGAUAUUUCAAUACAAAGACUUCCCCGUGAUGUACGAGUCCGGCAUUCUCGAUGUGCCAAUCUUCGACUGUCAUCUCGAGAUCUUUUCGCAGGGAAAGAUUGUGCGCAUCAACUAUGACACCCCGUACGUGAAGGGCCUUCCUGUCACCAUGACCAUCAGGGAGAAGUUUGAGAGCGAUAAGGGUGACGGCUACCAAGAGCGUACUGUGCGGAAGACCUAUGAGGACCCUUUUACGCUUGAGUUUCUGGAGUUUUAUCGCUGUGUGACGAACAAGUCGACUCCGAAGACUUCGGCCAUGGACUUUCGGGAAGAUUUGGACCUCAUAAAGAUGAUCAUGCAGGCAGAAUAAGCUUGCUUUUUCUUACGAGACGGUUAAUCGAUUCAAAGAUUUUGUAGCCUACCUAGGUACCUAGGUAGGUACGCUGAGAUAUGAGUAUUGGCGGACG